UCACAGAGAGAACUCAGAGAAGUCACGAACUCCACCCUUCCCUACGCUCUUUCAGCCACGGGCAAGAAGAGGCGUAACCCUAGCAGGCAGGUUACGACCUCAACCGGGUACCUUAGUACCUACCCCAAGUCAUCCUUGGACCCGUUCUCAACCCCAGAACCCGAACAAAUGGAGAGUUAAUAGAUCAUGUAAGAAAUUCAUAUUUUAAGUGACAAUAAACCUUACCAUAUGAUUCUAAAUCAGUGUUAAUAGUUCAAAGAGCCAUACCGCAGAAACCUUAAACGAUCUAUGGUUACUACUUAGAUACCACAAGGAAUCGCCUAAAAUGGCAUCUUUAGGACCAUAUAUAUCAAUCCACUUUUACUAGUAUGGAUGACAAGGGAACCAAUAUUCAUAAUCACCAUGAAAUUUGUAUAGAUAUCCAUAUGGAUGCCCAACAUAUGCCUCAUAAGCAGCAACACCAACACAAUUAUUUAUUUGGAAGUUGAUAUUGACUACAAACUGGUAGAGAGUUAGAAGUUCAACAAUAAUACAAAGCUAAAGUAGCCUGUGAGCUGAGGGAAAGCCCUAAACCCACCCAUAUAUUUAAGACUAUACUGUUUGGAAUGCAUUUAAAUUGUGAUACAGGUCUUGAUUUCAAACCCUUGUCCAGUAGGGGUGAAUAAGAAUAUUUUGCAGCAUAAAGUCAAAGUCAAACAGAACUCAAAUUUAUCAAGUUCUUCCCCUGACAAGAAUGAAACAAGUUCUACUCCCUAAUUAAAAUUAUUAAUUAAGCUUUUAAAAAAAUUAUGAUGACAAUUAGAUUUGAAAUCUAGAACAACAAAAAAUACGAAGUUUAGUCCCUAGCAAUUCUAAUAAGAAUAUUUUUACUUGGACUAUUUUCAAUCCCCAAACCAGAAUAAAAUAGACCAGACUUUUAUAGAAUUAGACCAGACUUCCAUAGUUAUAACAUUGAUAGACACCAAACGUUUACCAUGCCAGAUCAGACCAGUUCAGACCAAACCAAAUCACAUAUACUUAAACACACCAGAUUAGACUGGACCAACAAAUGUUAGUCCAAAUAAAAUCAUCCUAAAGCUUUCCUAGAUUAAAGCAUUGGAUUUAUAUUUCACGCCAUUAACUCCAUAAAAAGGGAAACCCUUGAGUUGUAUAUCACCGGUAAAUCCAGCACACAUCCAAAAUUUUAAAAGAAGAAAAAUGUUCGUUUAUCCUUUUGUUUAGGCAUUCCAUUCCAUACCACCUCGUUCAAAAGAAAAUAGUUUGAAAUGAAUAGACUUGGAUUAAUUCUAUGUUUAUCUAUUUAAUUAUCCAUAUCAUUUCAAGGUUGAUUAAGUCCAGUAGCUUGUAUGCAUGUGCAAUUGUGCCCUGCAUAACAUGUAAAAUGUUAAACAUCGUAAAAUUGGACCAACAUAGUGAAAUUUGAGCAUUAAAGCUAGAGCCGUCAAAAUGGGCCGAAACCCACGGGCUGACCCGUUUAAACCCAUUUAUUGGUGGGUUAGGGUUGAGAAUUCCUGACCCAUUUAGUUCGCGGGUUUCGCGGGUCAACCCAUGCGGGUUGCGGGUUUAAGUGGGUUAGCCCACCGGGUUACGGGUUGGCCCGCGGGCCAAAAUAAAAAAAUAUAGUUUUGAAUUUUAUUAUCUAAAAUAGUGUUCUUUUACUACCAAUAUUAUUAUAAUUACAAUUAAAAAAGUAUUAUUCUUUUAUUUCUAUAAUAAAUAUUCAAAUAAAAUGUUGAAACAUAUAUUUUUGUGAAGUUCGAUACAAUAUUUAACAAUUAGUAGUCAUUAUUUGCAAAUAAUUAAUCAAAAGUUUUAUGUAAAUCUUUAUUUUUAUACAAUGAUUAUUUUUGUCACAUAGCCUCUUAUAGUUUUCAAAUUCUCGUAUAACUAGUAUUUAAUAUUUUUUAAUUAAUUUUAACAAGUAUUGAAUUUUUAGUAUUUUGAAUUCUUAUAUUUCCUUUGUUACUACUUGCUAAUAUAAAUAUAUACUUCCGGGUAAUUAUUAUUUUUUAAAAAAUCGUUUUAUAUUUUUUUUACAUUGGCCCGCGGGCCAACCCGUUUAACCCACGGGUUAGGUGGGUUGGGUUAGGGUUGUAGAAUUUCUGACCCGUCAUUAAAUGGGUUGGCCCGACCCAACCCACAUAAAGCAUAACCCGUUUGUUGAGUUUAAUCCAACACGAUAUAGUAAAUAUAUGUAUGAACACUCAGUUUUUACGUGGAAACCCGAAAGGGAGAAAACCACGGGACUUUUUAGGCCAAUGUCCAAGCCCUCUCAUUCUCAUUAGUCUCUCCUCACCAUUACAUAGUACAAGUAUUGAAGCUCCCAUUAAUGGAGUUUUAAGCUAUUCUAGUGAGAAGGAGGAAGAAGAAAAGAUCCAUAAUUUGGAGGCUAAACUCCCUAUUUAUAGACAAAGGGGAAAGGGUGCUCUCCACCCUAAUGGGCCAAACGGGCCAAUAUUGGGCCUAAUGGGCCGAAAUGGGCCUAUCUGCUCGGGCUCCGUACUGGGUAAUGUCUUGGGCUCCUGAACAGUAAUAGGCCGGGAUAAUAUAUCCCAACACAAGUCCCCCAGUUUCUUGAGUAGUGAGCGUGCGAAUCUGCUCGAGAAAGUAUACUCUUGCCUGCGCUCUUCCUCUGUCUUACUGGAAACUGUGUCUUCACGUAAUCAUCAUAUAUGAGUGAGUGUCUGCACUCUUGAACGUAAUCUACCAGUGAGGCACCCCCCUUCCCGACAGGGUCGGGCGAAGGGUGCUCCUCCACGGGUACACUCCGCCUAAAUGCAUCAGGCGGGAGCAAAGGACUCUGACUCGAGCUUUCCAGUCGGAGAAGCUUAGAGGUCCAUACAUCCACGAACCGACGUCGCGGUACUGUCAAAACAUGAUGCACGUGUGUAUGUAUGAAUGUAUGAGGUAUGAUGCAUGAAUGUAUGUAUGCAUGUAAUGUAUGUAUGUAAUGUAUGAGAGAGGGAAUGCAAGAUGUGAUAGAAGCAGUAGCUCUCAUCGAUAACCCGGGCCUGUCAGCGCCGAGGGGCCAAUCAUGCUGCAUACGACGGGUCCCCCAUCCGAGAUGGCAUGGGCGGAGCCGGGGGUGAACUAGACAUGAUGCCGCCGAGGGGCCAAUCGAGCUGUAUAAGAGAUGUUCGUCGCCAUCCUGGAAGGGAUGGGCGAGCCGAACACGAGCCAGACACGAUGGCUCUGGGGCGCUGAUCGUGCUGCAUAUGAGACGUUCGUCGCCAUCCUGGAGGGGAUGCGUGAUCCGAACGUGAAAGAGACACGAUGGCGCUGAGGGGCCGAUCGUGCUGCAUAAGACGGUCGUCGCCAUCCUGAAGGGAAUGUGCGAGCCGAACCGUGAAGCCAGGUACGAUGGCGCUAAGGGGCCGAUCGCACUGCAUAAGACGUUCGUCGCCAUCCUGGAAGAGAUACGCGAUCCGAACGUGAAAGAGACACGAUGGCGCUGAGGGGCCGAUCGUGCUGCAUAUGAGACGUUCGUCGCCAUCCUGGAGGGAUGCGUGAUCCGAACGUGAAAGAGACACGAUGGCGCUGAGGGGCCGAUCGUGCUGCAUAAGACGGUCGUCGCCAUCCCGGAGGGAAUGUGCGAGCCGAACCGUGAAGCCAGGUACGAUGGCGCUGAGGGGCCGAUCGCACUGCAUAAGACGUUCGUCGCCAUCCUGGAAGAGAUACGCGAUCCGAAUCGUGAAAGAGACACGAUGGCGCUGAGGGGCCGAUCGUGCUGCAUAUGAGACGUUCGUCGCCAUCCUGGAGGGGAUGCGUGAUCCGAACGUGAAAGAGACACGAUGGCGCUGAGGGGCCGAUCGUGCUGCAUAAGACGGUCGUCGCCAUCCCGGAGGGAAUGUGCGAGCCGAACCGUGAAGCCAGGUACGAUGGCGCUGAGGGGCCGAUCGCACUGCAUAAGACGUUCGUCGCCAUCCUGGAGGGAAUGUGCGAGCUGAACGUGAGCUGGGUACGAUGGCGCUGAGGGGCCGAUCGUACUGCAUAAGACGGUCGUCGCCAUCCUGGAGGGAAAUGAGCGAUCCGACCGUGAAUCUGGACACGAUGGCGCUGAGGGGCCGAUCGUGAUGCAUACGACGUUCGUCGCCACCCUGGAAGGGAUGGACGAUCCGAACGUGAGCUGGGUACGAUGGCGCUGAGGGGCCGAUCGUACUGCAUAAAACGGUCGUCGCCAUCCUGGAGGGAAAUGGGCGAUCCGAACCGUGAAUCAGGACACGAUGGCGCUGAGGGGCCGAUCGUGAUGCAUAAGACGUUCGUCGCCACCCUGGAAGGGAUGGACGAGCUGAACGUGAGCUGGGUACGAUGGCGCUGAGGGGCCGAUCGUACUGCAUAAGACGGUCGUCGCCAUCCUGGAGGGAAAUGGGCGAUCCGAACCGUGAAUCAGGACACGAUGGCGCUGAGGGGCCGAUCGUGAUGCAUAAGACGUUCGUCGCCACCCUGGAAGGGAUGGACGAGCUGAACGUGAGCUGGGUACGAUGGCGCUGAGGGGCCGAUCGUACUGCAUAAGACGGUCGUCGCCAUCCUGUAGGGAAAUGGGCGAGUCGAACCGUGAAUCUGGACACGAUGGCGCUGAGUGGCCGAUCGUGAUACAGAAAAAUAGUGAUGAUCAUCUCAUGGCCCUCGGCCUGUCGGUGAGCGAUAAUCGUCUCACGGCCCUCGGCCGUGCUGGUGAUGUGUCAAGUCUCUCUCCUGAUUGGCUGUGAGAAGCCGAUCAUCUGCCAGGACUCCAUCCGGGAGGAAUGGUGAGCCUGAAAUAAAUCUGGGCGAUGUCCCUCCUACCUGAUCUGGGGAGCUGAUCGUCGUUCGUCUACCGUAUCUGUGGUCCUAUGUACAGACCGCUAAGCGGUGUACACUCGGUACGCAACAGACUCCGGUGGAGAACUGGUCCUUCGUGUCUGAUCCAUGGAGCUGGUCUUCGUUCGUCUACCGUAUCCGUGGUCCUAUGUACGGACCGCUAAGCGGUGUACACUCGGUACGCAACAGACUCCGGUGGAGAACUGGUUCUUCGUUCUUCCCAAGUCUCGUGAGUACUGGUCUCCUGGUUUCGCAGGAGACGUUCGUCAUCCCAACUAUGAGAAGAAACAGGUUUAUCCACGUCGGGAUUCCCUAUUCUUCGUUCGUCCCUGUCGUGGUCCUACUAACCUUCUUACUUCGAAGAAGACGUUCGGUCAUCCAACGAUCGCAAGGAGGAACAGGUUUAUCCACGUCGGGAUUCCCUAUUCUUCGUUCGUCCCUGUCGUGGUCCUACUAACCUUCUUACUUCGAAGAAGACGUUCGGUCAUCCAACGAUCGCAAGGAGGAACAGGUUUAUCCACGUCGGGAUUCCCUAUUCUUCGUUCGUCCCUGUCGUGGUCCUACUAAUCUUCUUACUUCGAAGAAGACGUUCGGUCAUCCAACGAUCGCAAGGAGGAACCGGUUUAUCCACGUCGGGAUUCCCUGCUUCGUCGUCCCAUGCUCGUGGCCCUACUAGCCUUCUGCUCUGGCAGAAGGUGUUCGUCGAACCACGGGUCAUGGGAGGAACUGGUUUAUCUUGCCGAGGUUCCCUUUGGUACGUCUAGCCCCCCCCACGUUCCUACUAGCCUCCGCGUCGGGAGACGUUCGUCAUACGCGGCGAAGGAAGAUCAGGCAUACCUCGUCAAGACUCCCUCUCUCAUAGGAGCUUCUCUCUCCCCUUCUCCCCAUCUUUUUUUUUUCUUUCUUUUUUUGUUUUUUUUUUUUUUUUUUGAGGGAGGAAAAUACGUUCGUCGGUUUCCAAGAAAGACCACAAGUGAUGUCACACGUAAUGGUGGUGGGAUACCAAAAUGAAGCGGAUGACGAGGCGAUGGAAAUGCUGGUCGUCAUGCGAAGGCGAUGGUCACCCUCCUGGAGGGGAGGGGUGAGCCCGAUCGCUAACUCAAGAAGGUCGGCACCGGGAGCCGAUAUAUAAUGAUCAUAAUGUCGCUGAGCAGUCGGUCCUGAUAAGGAGAUGACAAUAGUGUCCGAUCAAGCCGAUAUAUCCAAGCAACGGCUCUCAUCCACGCAGCGCGGGGAUGAAACCGGUCUUCAAAAGAUAAAUAUGUCGUGCCGGGAGGCCGAACAUAACAUGAUAGUGUCGGCAGUAAGAGGCCGACCUGAAAGAAUCAAGCAAUGGUCCUCGUCCGCGAGGGGCAGGGACAAGGCCGGUCUUCAAAAGAUAAACACGCCGUGCCGGGAGGCCAGUCGUGAUAUAAUAACAUCGACAAUGAGAGGCCGAUCUGAGAAAACAAGCAACGGCCGUCAUCCGCGCGGAGCGGGGAUGAAACCGGUCUUCAAAUAUGGAAAGAACGCCGAGCCGGGAGGCCGGUCGUGAUAUAACGGUGUCGGCAAUGAGAGGCCGAUAUGAGAAAACAAGCAACGACCGUCAUCCGCGCGGAGCGGGGAUGAAACCGGUCUUCAAAUAUGGAAAGAACGCCGAGCCGGGAGGCCAGUCGUGAUAUAACGGUGUCGGCAAUGAGAGGCCGAUAUGAGAAAACAAGCAACGGUCCUCAUCCGUGCAGUGCGGGGACGAGGCCGGUCUUCAAAUAAGAUAAACACGCCGUGCCAAGAGGCCGGUCGUGAUAUAAUGAUGUCGGCAAUGAGAGGCCGAUCAAGUGUAUCCGUGCAACGGCUCUCAUCCGCGCAGCGCGGGGAUGAUACCGGUCUUCAGGUGAUAAACACGCCGUACUGUGAGGUCGGUCGUGAUGUAAGGAUGGUCCCACGACUCUCGGCCGUAGUGGUCUCCUCUAGGCCACCGGCUCCUGGUGUGGAGAUGCUCGUAUCACGGCUCUCAGCCGUGAUGGUUUCCUCUUGGCCCUCGGCCUCUGGAUGAUGGAUGAUCGUCUCACGGUUCUUCGCCGUGGCAGUUCCCUCUAGACCCUCGGCCUCUAGGUGUUCUUCCUAGGCCAUCGGUCUCUGGGGUGGAGAUGCUCGUCCCACGGUUCUCAACCGUGGUGGUCUCCUCUAGGCCCUCGGCCUCUAGGUGGAGAUGCUCGUCUCACGGUCCUCAGCCGUGAUGGUCUCCUCUUUAGCCGGCCCUGCACGUCUUCAAGACUCGGGCCGAGCGUCUUCUAAUCAUUUCGCUCCAGCGCGCCGAGUGGCUUCAGCUACGCAAUAAGCAUGAUAAUGGGCCACACGGCCCGACAAUAAAUAUGCACACAUAACCAUCUGCAUGGCCUUCUCUCUAACACCCACGAUUACCGGCCUAUGGGUCAUCGUGACCCUCGGCCCGGCUCAUCGUGCGGGAUUAAUGGACGUAGCAGCUCGCGGCGGGGCCAAUUAGCAGCCCGCCGGACGUCACAUAGAAAUAUUCAUCGGUCUGUGAGUUUUCAAACUCAGACCCAAGUUGGUCGCACCGCCCCCGGAAAAACGAGGUUGAGUGCUUUGGUGCCUUCGGGCCCCACAGGCCGCGUUGGCAAUAGUCACUCUGCGCCUGAUGGCGUAGAUGGUACCAGGGUACGAUCGUCGCUCGAGCACUCGGUGUCGUGCGGACUAAUGCGUAACCCCCCAAAUUAAAACGCGUCAUCGGGGCACUACCCUCUGGAGACGCUCAGAUCGCAAAUCAAGCUGAUCGAGAGUGGGCCAUCGGGGCCACAAGAAGUCAAAUACUUAAUAAAAUGUUAGUUGAACUAACCAUCACUUGAGCCUCGCUCAGCAUUAUUUAAUUCGGGACAUUUUAUCCCUAAUAAAUAAUAGUGACAUAACCGGUAAUAGCAAUGAUACUUCCCUAUCAAAGGCCAUUCAAGUAUACUCCGUUCGCUAAUUAAAGCCGAUCAGGAGCGGGCCAACAGGCACACAACAACCAGUCAUUAAAUUUAAAUGACGGUGAAACUAAUUAUCACUUUGAGCAUCGCUCUCACUAUUUAAUUCUGGGACAUUUUAAUCCCUAUUAAAUAAUGGGAUAAUAUACUAGCAAUACUUCGAGUUUUCACUACUAAAGUGUUUAAUUAGCAUAUGAUGGAAUUAAAAUACUUAGCUUUGAAGUCGUGCCCUUUAGCCGAGAAGCAACUAUGGAAGAGUUGUCCAAAUAAUGUUCUGCUUGUUGACUGAGUCAACACACUCCAAAUAAUGUCCUGCUACGUACGGUGACCGCCCAAAAUAAUGCUUGCUGCUCUGUCUUUGUUGCUAAUUCCACUCUUGGAUUUCGGCCUUUGUACGUGGCCUGCUCUCAGCCAAGUGAGGAGCAUCUUGUGGAGAGGCAAAUGAACACCCCACCAAGGAAGGGCAGUAUCGUUCGGCCCCUGAUUGACGGUAGCAAUGGAGCCAUGGCAGCUCAACGGCGGCCAUGGAGGCUUGUCUUCGGCGAGGGAUCAGCCCCGGUCAGAUAUUUGGCUCUCGAGAAAUCCAAGUCGCCAUUAAUGUCGGAAAUCAAGGAAGCUUAGGUUGGCAGCGAGGUGGAUAAGCUAGCCGUGAACGGUGACCGGCGACCUCGUAACGGAGGCAAAAGACCGUAAAUACCGCGAAGAGUGUCGGAAACCAUAGCUCCUGGUUUACUGCAGACGAUGAUAACCAUCUGAGGCGGCACCAGUCACUUUCAAGCUGCCAUAGUGAGGUCCAGUGAGCAGCGACCUUCAGUUGAUGGUGCCGACGUAACAUGGACGGUUACGGCGAUUCCCGGCGGCCCUGGCAGUUUCCGGCAAAGGUUGGGAUGUUCCUGAUGUGAAGAAACCAGAUCUGUAUAUUCUUCUUUUCUCAGAAUCAUUUUUUGUAAAAUUUUUCUUCUUUUUUGGUGAAAUCAGUCCACUUCGUAUGAAUUUUUGUAGAAAAAACUCAAGAACGGUAGAACACACGAAUCUUUUUGGACAGAUUCCCACAGACGGCGCCAGUGUUGAGUUUAAUCCAACACGAUAUAGUAAAUAUAUGUAUGAACACUCAGUUUUUACGUGGAAACCCGAAAGGGAGAAAACCACGGGACUUUUUAGGCUAAUGUCCAAG
Cuscuta epithymum is the source of this 8934-nucleotide messenger RNA. NCBI's taxonomy places the organism in Eukaryota, Viridiplantae, Streptophyta, Magnoliopsida, Solanales, Convolvulaceae. The record is from the annotation of a GenBank genome assembly.